Pichia membranifaciens NRRL Y-2026 is the source of this 688-nucleotide messenger RNA. RefSeq lists its product as hypothetical. The record is from RefSeq and is a predicted model, not a curated record. Gene Ontology annotation, biological process: positive regulation of translational fidelity; translation. Lineage: Eukaryota; Fungi; Ascomycota; Pichiomycetes; Pichiales; Pichiaceae. Gene Ontology annotation, cellular component: cytosolic small ribosomal subunit. Gene Ontology annotation, molecular function: rRNA binding; structural constituent of ribosome. The transcript has 2 exons. The coding region runs from base 27 to 599 and encodes 190 amino acids.
UAGCAGUCCUUUAUUAGUCAAUCACAAUGCCAAGAGCUCCAAGAAACUACUCCAAGACCUACUCUGUCCCAAAGAGACCUUUCGAAACUGCCAGAUUAGACGGUGAGUUGAAGUUGGCCGGUGAAUACGGUUUGAAGAACAAGAAGGAGAUCUACAGAAUCGGUUUCCAAUUAUCUAAGUUGAGAAGAGCUGCUAGAGACUUGUUGACCAGAGAUGAAAAGGACCCAAAGAGAUUAUUCGAGGGUAACGCCUUGAUCAGAAGAUUGGUGAGAGUCGGUAUCUUAUCCGAAGACAAGAUGAAGUUGGAUUACGUUUUGUCCUUGAAGAUCGAAGAUUUCUUAGAAAGAAGAUUACAAACUCAAGUUUUCAAGCUCGGUUUAGCCAGAUCCGUUCACCACGCUAGAGUCUUGAUUACCCAAAGACACAUUGCUGUUGGUAAGCAAAUUGUUUCUAUUCCAUCCUUCAUGGUCAGAUUGGACUCCCAAAAGCACAUUGAGUUCGCUUCCACCUCUCCAUACGGUGGUGGCAGAGCUGGUAGAGUUAAGAGAAAGUCUCAAGCUGCCAAGUCCGAAGAAGGUGCUGAAGAAGACGAAGAAUAAGCGUGUUAACUUUAUAUGUCCUAUAUAAACUUGCCUAGCUUAUUUUUUAUCUACUAACAACAGCUCUUUUUUUUACACUCAAACCCCCC